AUGGGGGUUGCUGGUCGAACUUUUGUCGUGGCUACAAAUGUGUUGACUUUGUUGGCAGGUUUCUUUCUUGUAACCUUUGGACUUUACGAGCUAUUAUCGCCUGAUGCACGUCUAUAUUCGAACGCUCUCCCUCUAGGGAUAACCAUUAUUGGUGCGUUGGUGAUUUUAGUGUCGAUCGCAGGAUGCUGUGGUGCGCUUGUGGAGAGUAAACCAGUGUUGAUUACCUAUUUCGGUGUUCUGCUGAUAUUAGUCAUCAUUCAAACAAUAGCUAUCCUAUUAGCUCUGGCUAAUACAAAGCAUGUUGAGAAUGCUGUUGACGCCGCUUGGGACAAAGCGUAUAGAACGCGUCCCCGAAUAAUCCGUGACAUUGAAAACGAAUAUUCAUGUUGCGGAUUCCGUAGCACGACCGACCGUGCAGUUCCAUCAAAUUGCGCUAAUAACACAUAUUACGGUUGGGAUAGACCAUGCUAUGAUAGUUUGCGGGAUUCUUAUAAACAUCACCAAUAUAUGUGGGGCAUUCUUGGUAUUUUCUUGGUUGCGAUCCAGAUUAUGGCAUUGAUUUGCGCUUAUCUUCUCAUUCGACGUAUUCCGAAUGCGUGGAUGCGUGAGUCUGACUAUAGAAGAGAACAUGAGCGACUUGUCAACCAGGGGCGUGGUAGAAAUGUAGGGUAUAGGGACGAGGAAGCUCCUAAAACAUAUGUUGCGCGACCCGUUGCGCCAUAUGGCAGCACGGGUUAA
Paraglomus occultum is the source of this 738-nucleotide messenger RNA. The record is from the annotation of a GenBank genome assembly. Lineage: Eukaryota; Fungi; Glomeromycota; Glomeromycetes; Paraglomerales; Paraglomeraceae.